Messenger RNA from Mycotypha africana, 1598 nucleotides. Its product is annotated as pyridoxal phosphate-dependent transferase. The transcript has 6 exons. The coding region runs from base 34 to 1443 and encodes 469 amino acids. The record is from RefSeq and is a predicted model, not a curated record. Gene Ontology annotation, biological process: biosynthetic process. Gene Ontology annotation, molecular function: pyridoxal phosphate binding. NCBI's taxonomy places the organism in Eukaryota, Fungi, Mucoromycota, Mucoromycetes, Mucorales, Mycotyphaceae.
AUUCCAAUUUUCUUACCUACAUAUACUAUCAGCAUGUCAAGUGCAGCAGAAGCACAUAAACAACGUUAUCAUUUGCGUGAUAUUGCAGAGCAAGUUCAGAAGAAAAUUAUUGCUGAGCAUCAGUCUGAAGCUCAUCGAACAUUAAGAAGCUAUCCUGGUAAUGAAAAUAAGGCAAAAGCCUCCAAAGAAAAGGGUGACAUUCACGGCAUCGAACAUCCUGGUUCUACGGGUGUCAUUUACGUCAUGGAUCGUGCUUCAAAGAUGGGCUAUACAGCAACAGACAAAGAGUGGUCAAACUUUGGACAAGGUGCUCCUGAAGUCGGUCCUGUUGAGGGAUGUAUGGAAAGACCCAAGACUAUUCAUCUCUCGGAAGAUUCAUUCGAAUACGCCAAUACCAGUGGUGUAAAAGAAUUGAGGGAAACUGUUGCAAACCUUUACAACGAAAUCUAUCGAAAAGACAAAAAAUCUAAAUACACUUAUGAAAAUGUAUGUAUUGUUCCUGGCGGAAGGGCCGGUUUAACACGUGUUGCUUCAGCUAUUGGUGAUGUCAAUGUUGGCUAUUUCCUGCCCGAAUACACAGCUUAUGAGCAAAUGCUUUCUGUUUUCAAACGUUUUGUUCCAAUCCCUACUACCUUAGAAGAAGCUGCACGUUAUCAUAUUAGCCCAGACACAAUUCGUAAAGAGAUUGCAGGUAGAGGUAUCGGUGUAGUCGUUGCUUCCAAUCCUCGUAAUCCUACAGGUCAAGUUAUUCAGGGUGAGGAGCUGGAAGAACUGGUGGCUAUUGCUAAAGAAAGACACACAACUCUGGUUAUGGACGAGUUUUAUUCCGCUUAUAUAUAUGAUGAAGAACCUGGUAAAACCGUUAGCAUAUCCAAGUAUGUGGAGGAUGUCGAUGAGGAUCCGGUUAUUUUGAUUGAUGGUUUGACUAAGAAUUUCCGUAUGCCUGGUUGGCGUGUAUGCUGGAUCGUAGGACCAAAACCCGUUAUUUCAUCGAUGGAAAGUGCUGGUUCAUUUUUAGAGGGUGGCGCUAACCAUCCUCUUCAGUUAGCAGCCAUUUCUAUGUUAGAUCCUCAGAAGUUCAAGGAUGAAGCCAAAGCUCUUCAACGUCAUUUUAAAGGAAAACGAGAUUAUGUGCUUGAGCGUUUAGAACGAAUGGGCUUGAAGGUCAAAGUUCCUCCGAAUGCAACUUUUUAUGUCUGGCUUGAUUUAUCUCAACUGCCUGAACCUAUAAACAAUGGACUUACCUUCUUCGAAGAGUGUUUAAAAGAGAAAGUCAUCGUAGUUCCUGGCAUCUUCUUCGAUGUGAACCCCUCUCAUCGCCGUGAAUUGUUUGAAUCACCGUGCCACCACUUUGUAAGAUUAAGUUUUGGACCACCUAUGGAUCAUGUCAAGAAAGGUUUGGAUAACAUUGAAAGCCUCAUCAAAAAGUUUAAACAAACCUAAGCAAGAAUUGAUUUUUAUGGGAAUUUCUCCAUUGAAGACGUUAAACAAAUACUUCAACAUAGCAAGUUUAAUAUUGUUUUUUUGUUGUUUGUUUUUUUUUUCUUGCGGCUCUUCUAUGUUAACAAUAAACGCUUAUGGAGGAGAUACUUGUUGCU